This is a messenger RNA of Paramecium tetraurelia, 732 nucleotides long. RefSeq lists its product as uncharacterized. The record is from RefSeq and is a predicted model, not a curated record. The transcript is spliced from 3 exons. Lineage: Eukaryota; Ciliophora; Oligohymenophorea; Peniculida; Parameciidae. Gene Ontology annotation, biological process: vacuolar transport.
AUGGGCAGUUUGUUUGGUAAAGAGGAGAAGCAGAAGAAACAACAGAAAUAAUAGUAGUCUUCCUACCCAACGAAAUCUUAAUUCCCAUCACAAAAGAAGGAAUUAAGUGAGGGAGAAAAGAUGAGAAUGAAAUUGCAACACAAUAGAGAUGAAUUGAGAAACAAGAGAAAGUAAAUUGACCUAUAAAUUGAGACCUACGAAAAGGAAAUAAGGACAUUAAUUUAAAGUAACAAAAGAGAUUAGGCUAAGUUUGUGUUAUAAAGAAAAUUGUUGUAUGAUAAGUUUCUUGAUAAUAUCAUGGAGAAAGAAUAGAUCAUAGAAAAAUCUAUCAUCUCUGUGGACUAAAUGCAGUCUGAUAAAGAAAUGGCAGAUAUUAUCAAUCAGACCAACCAAGUUAUGAAAGAUAUCUAAUCAUCCAUUGAUUAAGACAAGUUAAGAGAUGCUUUUGCAGAUAUGUAGGAAUAGAAAUAGAAAAAUGAUGAAAUGAACUAAAUGUAUUAAUAAUAUAAAGUUGGUGAUGAAGAUGAGAUUAAUGAAUUAUAUGGAAAAUAUGAAUAAUAAGUAUGCAAAACUACUUAACCAAAAUAAUAAUAAUUUGUUCCAUUACCUUAAUAAUAAUAAUAAUAAUAAUUUGUGCCAUUACCUUAAUAAUAGGAAUAAUAAUAAUAAUAAUAACAUUAAUAACAAUAAGAAUCAAACGAAUAUACAGAUAAAUUAGCUAUGUUAGAAUGA